GGACUAAACGGUUUUUCAUGUUUGUACUCAGCCCGAAAACAGGAAGUGGAUGAACGUUCGAUUAGCUUGCUAGUUUCAGUUAGAUAGUUUAGCUUGAUUUUGACCAGUGCAAUUACCAUGGGGUUGUUCGGUAGAACACCGGAAAAACCACCAAAAGACUUGAUCAACGAGUGGUCUCAGAAAAUAAGAAAGGAAAUGAGAGUGAUUGACAGACAAAUUCGAGAUAUUCAAAGGGAACAAGAAAAGGUUAAGCGAUCCAUCAAAGAUGCUGCCAAAAAAGGACAGAAAGAUGUUUGUGUGGUUCUUGCAAAGGAGAUGAUCCAUUCAAAACGGGCAGUCACAAAACUUUAUGCCUCCAAAGCACAGAUGAACUCUAUCCUGCUCAGUAUGAAGAAUCAGCUUGCUUUGGUUCGUGUUGCUGGUUCCCUUCAGAAGAGCACAGAGGUCAUGAAAGCCAUGCAGAGUCUGGUCAAAAUCCCAGAGAUCCAGGCCACCAUGAGGGAACUGUCCAAGGAGAUGACAAAGGCUGGUAUCAUUGAGGAAAUGCUGGAGGACACAUUUGAGAGCAUGGAAGAUGGAGAGGAUAUGGAGGAGGCAGCAGAGGAGGAAGUGGACAAGAUCCUUUUUGAUCUUACAGCAGGUGCCCUUGGCAAAGCUCCAAGCAAAGUCACAGAUGCCCUGCCAGAUUUGCAGCCCGCCGGAGCAGCUGCUGCCUCAGAGGAUGAGUCAGAGGAGGAGGACAUGGAAGCAAUGCAGUCGAGGCUGGAAGCUCUGAGGAGCUAAAGCCAAUCGGCCCUUCUGCCGCCGUCAGCUCACACAAGGACAGAGACUAUUCUGGUGCAGUGUUAACAGAGCUGAGCAUCCUCUGCUUCAUAUUAUAAUUUCACUUCAUCUUUUGAGGUUUACAUUGUGCUAUGACGUAGAUUUGUUACAGCAUAAUAAAAAGAUGGUCUGCCUUUCGAACUAUUUUUUGAAGGGGGUGGCUGUGGGCAUAUCUUAUCAUCCAAAGUCAGUCAGAAGGUUAAGACAGGUGUAAAUAAUGUAAUUAUGGAAAAACCUUCUGAGCCUAAUGUGCUUUUUUUGUUUUCUCCAGAAUUUAGUCCUGGAAGCACAUGGGUAUUUAUAAUCCAACCAAGCCACUUGAUAAGUCAGUCAGCCGUACCUUUCUUCACUGGUAAUUAGUCCUAAAUGAUCCAAAACACUAGAGGUGAUGGGUGGAUUUAGCUGUUGUCUGUUAUUUUUUUCUGUACAGCCAGAAUAUAAUAGUUGUAUGUGUGGUCAUACAUGUUAAGUACACUCAGCAUAAAAUGCACGCUUAUUAUUUUUUACCGGUGUUUUGCAUUAACUCGUCAGAUGUUUGUUAUUCCACCAAAAUUGAGUUAUUUAUCCAAAAGAAGAUGCAGAGGAGCUAAAUUAAAACUGGUUACUGGAG
Nothobranchius furzeri (turquoise killifish) is the source of this 1432-nucleotide messenger RNA. It is a transcript of the gene chmp3, whose product is annotated as charged multivesicular body protein 3. NCBI's taxonomy places the organism in Eukaryota, Metazoa, Chordata, Actinopteri, Cyprinodontiformes, Nothobranchiidae. The record is from RefSeq and is a predicted model, not a curated record. Gene Ontology annotation, cellular component: multivesicular body; ESCRT III complex. Gene Ontology annotation, biological process: late endosome to vacuole transport; protein transport; endosome transport via multivesicular body sorting pathway.